CCUACAGAGGUGGAGGGACGAUGCCACCGUCUCGUAAUAACGGACAGUGCACGACCUGACCGCGUCAUCGAAAUUAAGAAUAUACACCGUUAUUACGACAUAUUGGGGCAGUAGAAGAAAGGGAAAGACAGUUUAUUCGUUUAAAAAAAGAUAUCUUAUUAGAAAGAAAGGAAAAUACUUGAAACUGGAUGAACUCCCUGGCUCACAUCCACAAAAGUGAUUCUGUCAUUAUGAAGAAGAGCAAUUUAGCCAAACGGGGUCCCCAAGAUGUCAACCAGCUGUCAUCGCAGCCAGACAAAGUCGGCUGGAUCCGCAAGUUCUGUGGUAAAGGGAUUUUUAGGGAAAUAUGGAAAAACCGUUUCGUGAUACUGAGAGGAGACCAUCUGUACAUCUCUGAGAAAGAGGUGAAGGAUGAGAGGAAAGUCCAGGAGUUGUUUGACCUGGCUGACUACGAACGCUCUGAGGAGCUGCGCAAGGCCAAGAGCCGCAGUAAGAAGAACCACAGCAGGUUCACCCUGCUCCGCUGCAAGCAGCCUGGGAAUAUAGUUCCCAAUCUUGUGUUUUUGGCUGUUAGCCCCGAGGAGAAGGAGUCGUGGGUCAAUGCCCUCAAUACAGCCAUCAUCAAAGCCAAGAACCGCAUUUUUGAUGAGGUUACAAUUGAAGAGGACAGUGUCCUGGUGCACCCUACACGUGAUCGUGCCAAGAUUCCCCAUGCACGGCGCUUGCCCACCCGGGGACAUCUCUUGGCUGUGGCAUCCACCUCAUCAGACGGAAUGUUGACCCUUGACCUUGUCCACGAGGAAGAUGACUCCACCCCAGAAGAUGAGGAAGAAGGCUUCUGGGAAAAUAACUUCAGGGUUGACCUAGACAAAUGGACCACAUGUCGUCAGCGUUCUGGCACAGACGUCUCCAAACUCUGUGUCACCACAAAGGACCUAAAGGUACCCAAGACGGGCAGCCUGCCUUGCGGGAGUGAGCUCUCCUGGGACCGGGUGCACCAUCUUGAGGCUCAAUCCCGUACCCCUCCACCAGGGAAGAGGUUCAGUGCCCAAGGUAGGAGCCGCUGCGCCUCCAUGGACGAGGUCCUUUCCUUGCGGCCAGUCAGGGGUGUCCUUCACCCUCACCCCAUAGGUGAACCUGUCCAGCCUGUCGGACCACUGCAGAGUCUUAUUGCCCAGAAAAUGCAGAGGGCUCAGGAGCUGCUGGAAGAAAUGCGAUUGGAGGAACUGCAACGUGCAAAAGGCUUAGACUCGCCCUAUCUAAAGGGCAUUGACUCACCCCGUUUGUACCAUUUAAGAGGCUCUGAGUCUCCUCACUCCAGGGCCUCAGGUUCACCUCGCAGUAAGAGUAGUGACUCCCCUCGUUUGAGGGUGAAAGACUCGCCUCGUUUGAGGGGGAAAGACUCACCUCGUACGAAGGGCAAGAAGUCCCGCUCAAAAGGUACAGACUCACCCCAUUCAAAGAGGGCUGACUCUCCUAAUUUGAAGGGUAACAGCUCUCCCCGUCUCAGGGUUACUGACUCGCCCUGUAUGAAGGGUUCGGAUUGUUCCAGUUUCAAGGAAACAGACUCGCCAAGUCUGAAGGGUUCUGACUCCCCACGUCUCAAGAACAUUGGUUCACCCUUUUCAAAAAGUUUUGACUCAUCAAGUCUGAAGGGUUCUGACUCGCCUCGCAUCAAGGAUACUAUUCUGAGGGGUAAGGACUCGCCAAAUAUAAUUGGUAAGAACUCCCCAAGUCUGAAGAGUAUCGGCUCACCUUCCCUGAAAGGUGCUGACUCGCCCCGUCUGAAGGGUAAUGACUCACUGCAUAGUAAGAGUGCACACUCACUUCUCAGUGACUGUGAUUUGGAGAGUAGACGGGCGGAGGCGGAGCGACUUCUGCAGGAGGCCGUCUCCUCCUGGCGUCAGGCUAAGGAGGUGCUGGAGGAGGUGAAGGAGCUGCAGACGCAGUCACUAAACCGCCGCUCUGAAAAGAAGACAAUAGACAGUCCCCCAACACCACCACCGGACUAUAGGCUGGAGGACGCAUGCCUCUGUCGCCACCACAGCUGAAAAGCACGCUGGGUUGUCUCCAAACAAAGAGAAAAUAAAAGAGCACUUGGGGCAUGGAGUAAAUACAUUUUUGUCACAUUUUGUUGUCAUAACAUGCCAGUGUUGAAGUACAAAGCUUUUAGGCUGUAUUGCUCCCUUUGCACUUUCCUAUCUUGAUCCUUGCAUUCAGAAAGUAUUCAGACCCCUUCACUUUUUCCACAUUUUGUUACGUUACAGCCUUAUUCUAAAAUAAUGA
Oncorhynchus tshawytscha (Chinook salmon) is the source of this 2286-nucleotide messenger RNA. RefSeq names its product pleckstrin homology domain containing, family O member 1a (gene plekho1a). The transcript is spliced from 6 exons. Lineage: Eukaryota; Metazoa; Chordata; Actinopteri; Salmoniformes; Salmonidae. Gene Ontology annotation, cellular component: muscle cell projection membrane; ruffle membrane. The record is from RefSeq and is a predicted model, not a curated record. Bases 189 to 2051 code for a protein of 620 amino acids. Gene Ontology annotation, biological process: regulation of myoblast fusion.